AUAACAAAAGCCAUCUUGUUUUUAAUAAACCAGGUAGAAAAGGUUUCAUCCACUGACUUAAGUGACAGAGUAGAGAAGAAGUUGUAUUUGUCUUUAAUACCUGCUGGGGACCUGCUGCUUGUAAGAGCUUAGGUGUUCUGUGGCUUUUUGUCACCAUUGGCUUUUCAUGAUUAACUUAUAAACAGAAGAGCAAAUAUUGAUUUAUGGGAUGAUGAACAAUUGAUGCCUUGUGGUUUUAUUGGACUUGUGGUUGAUUCCAAUGUACAAAUGAGCAAAAUUAUUGGAUUGACUUGACAGAAAGAAUAAAUGAAUUGUUAGAACAUAAUGCGAGGAUUGGACUUGUGAAGAUUUAAAUGUGCUCUUUUACAGCCUGAGGAAGAGAAUGAAGAUGGUGAUGAAUUAUUUGCAGAUGACUGGAAUAAGAUUAGCUUACAUCUCACAUCAUUUCAACACUUGCGAGUCAGUUCUCAUAUAUUAUCUUCUUUGCUGAUGGAUUGCCCAAGAAUUCACCUGCCAAGUGUAAUGGAGUGAAAAGAUUCUUAUUUCUUGGUUCAGUAAUUCCUUAUCACCUGAUAGCAAUAUAUAAUAUGGAGAAUAAUUGGGUCGUCUCGCACACUCAGUUAACAUAGCCUUUCUUUCAAAGGUACCAAGUAUCCAGAUAUUCUAGAAAUUAUCAGUGAUUGUAAAAUAUGUUUAUUCUCUGAAAUAUUCAGAAACUUAAUGACACUGUCAUAUAUUUUUAUGGUGGGAGCAGAGCAGAGUCCCCUCUUUUAUUAUUGACAAUCAUGAAGUAAAUCUGAUAUGGAGAAAUGUAUCAUCUGGACUCCUAGCAACCUUCAUGCUUCGCUUAUCCUGUGCUGAUUUUUGGCAUGAUUAUAUUGUAUUGAUGUACAGUAUUGUCAUUUAGGGAUAAAGAUCACAUUGUGUAAAACUUCUGUGGUUCUAAACUAUACCAGUAAUCUUGUAGCUCAUUCUAGUGAACAGCACUAAGUAUUGCAGUUUGUUUCAGAGGAGUAGCCAGUCUCGUUUCAGUUAUCACAGUAAUGGAUGAUAAGAGGAUGUCGAAGGUCCAAUCCUUCCUUGAGCGGGAAAAGACAAUGACCUAUCGUGAAAAGAUGACCCUCUUGGAAAGGUCACGAGUGCCGCCGUCGGAGGUCAUAGAUCAUCGCCCUUUUGGCUUAAAUAGGGACUUGGUGAAUGUGAAAAGCAAUGUGUCGUUCAGUAAUGAUAUUCAAGUUCACGAUACAGCCAGGACAAGAACAAUGACACAGGGGUCAAAGUUCACAACAUCUACUCUUGAAGCUCAUGCUUCUAUCGCAGAUACCACCAUGGAUUUGCUAGAUGCAGCUGCUAAAGGAGACACUGAGAUGGUCCGGAAGGCAGUAUCCAAGAACCCUUAUGGCUCAAAGGGCAAUGAUCAGGCAAUGCAGAAAGCUGUGCAGUACGGCCAGACAGAAGCUCUACAAGAGCUCCUCAAUGCUGGAGCAGACCCAGAUAUCAAAGUUCAUGGGGGUCGUACCAUGCUCCAUGAGGCCUGCGUUGGAGGGCACAAUGAAGUUCUGAAGCUCCUUCUGAUUCAUGUGACUGAUAUGGAUGCAACAAAUAGCCUCGGCCAGACGGCUUGCCAUACAGCUGCUUACCAUGGCGAGCUGGGUUGCAUGAAACUCUUAGAAGAAGCAGGAGCUGACUGUAGUUUGCGAGAUAACAAAGGGCGUUCUCCCUGCCAUUUAGCAGCUCAGCACAACCAUCCUUCCAUCCUCAACUUCCUGCUCUCUAAAGGAAUGGACAUUGAGGGGGCCGAUGACAAUGGACGCAAGCCUCAACACGUUGCAGCCAUGCAUGGAGCACUGGAAUGUCUGGUGUUGUUUCUUCAGAGUGACUGCGAUACGACCGUAGAGGAUGGGUCAGGUUUCACAGCUGGUCACCAUACUGCUGCCAAAAAUCAUCUGGAUUGCCUGAGGUUUCUUGUAAAGCAUGGUAGCGACAAAGAGGCCAGAGAAAAUCAUGGAAGGACAUUAGCUCAUCUGGCGGCAGCUAAUGGAUCAAUGACUUGCCUUCAUUGGCUCCUAGAGAAAGGCAGUGCGGUCAAUGUCCAAGAUAAACUGGGCAACACCCCCGCCCACCUGGCAGCAGCCGGUGGACACCACCUUUGCUUCAAUUGUUGUCUUCAGCAUGGUGGUAAUCUGGACAUACUAAACCAGAAACAGGAGACCCCAAUGGACUCUGCCAGAAGGUUUGGACAUCCAGUCAAGAUGGAACAAGCAGUGAAUAAUGAGAUACGUUGCACCCACUGUAAUGAUAAUUAUGAGUUAUCCUGCUGGGAAGAAGCUCACCAACCAAAUGUUGUUCAGAAAGCGAUCAAUUCUUCCAAGACUACAAUCUUCUCUUCUCCUGUGCCAAACAACAACAAGAAGAAAGAGACCAAGAAAGUUACUCCAAGAAAGGAGCCCUCUGCCCCUGGAAGAGGAAAGCUUCCCCAUAGAGAUCUGGCUGUCAGGUACUUUGGAAGAGAGGAAGGAACAACAUAGCUAUUGACUUCUUGAGAGCAUUUCAUGAAGAUUUUCAUCGGUGAUUUUCACAGACUAAUUUGCUGUUAGCCAAUCAGGAUUUUAGUCGCUUUAUAUAGAGGUGGUCAGUGAAAGUCACCACCUUUUCAUGAACUGCUCCCCUUGCCCAAUAAAUCUGUUGUCUACUGGAACCUGGGACCCGUUCCAUAAAACUUUUGCCAUAAACAUCUCUGGCUUAUAAACAAAAACUCUGGCAAACAAAAUUAUGCCAUUGAAAAUUACACAUUAAAAAACUCUGGCAAAAAAUUGCCUGAGUUUUUUAUGGCGAAAGUUUUAUGCAACAGGCCCCUGAUGAUUUCUUUACAAAUUCUAUGGGAAAAUCAUAAUUCACUAGGUUAUAGCUCAUUUUCGUCGAGGGCUACUUUCUUAACCUACUCCUAAAUUUUGUAACAUUGGGUAAGCUUUAAUAUUGCAGUGAAUAAUGAUUUUCCAGGGUUCUUGAACAUGGGGGGGGGGGGUGAAAUUGCCCUGAGCCCCCAUGUUAUUUUUCCCUGAAUCAUAAUAAUAUAUUGUUAUGGAGCAUACCAUUCGUAUGAAAUAUAUUCCACAGUGAAAGAUCAAAAUGACAUUUUGGGGUUGAUUAAUGUAUUAAGGGAACCUUGAAAAUUUUUCAGAAAUGAUACUUUUUAUAUUUGAAAAAGUAUUCUACCUUUUAUCCACCAUCACUGUCAGUAUUACCUGAUCCAUUGAUCCAUUAGAAAAAAAAAACUUUUUGUUUGUAUUCAUGCAAAUGAAACAUUCCAUUGACACUGUCAGCAUCAAAGUCAGGGUUAUAAUUUUCUAUGUAGUGGAAGAUAUACAUUGUAUGGGUUAGGGCUUGUUCAUCCGUUGUUCAUUGCCUCUGAAAUUUUAUAAAGGCUCAUUUACACACAGCACUACAAAUCUUUUUUUUUUUUUAAAUCACCCAUACUGCAAUUGAACAAGUUAUGUCUUGACAGGAAAUGAUGCACCACAACACAAGUGCCUCAAACAUGUAAUAGAUAUGAAGCAACGCCUACCAAAUGAAUAAAAGCCAAAAUGUUAAUGCAGUGUUGAGAACAAAAGCAUGCAGGUGCUAUGAGCAUGACCACUGCGAUAAGGAGCUUGUGAGAAUGUAUUUGGGUCAUGUUUCACAAAACUUGUCAUCAACAACAGGCUGUAGGUUAGCGAGGUAUAAGAGCUAGUGUUCAGCUUCAGAGCUGAUUUCAUUUAUUUUAACCCCCACCCGUCAUACAGGGUUGCCAGAAGCAUUAUGUGUUAUUAUUGUCCGUCCAUCCCAUUUUUGUCAUUGUGAUUAUCAUACCACAGAUUUGACUGAGGAAUGAUAGGCUUCCUGAAGGAAUGUUGAACAAGUACUUGAACUAAUCAUCUACUUUAGUUAUGUUUCACUUUAUUUCUGAUCAUGCAUCACAAAUGCUAUUGAGAACCAUGAAUUAUCAUCAGACCUUUUAGGUUUGGCAUUGAACAGCAUUUCGUAAUCAAACAGUGUAAAUGCUAUCAGAACAUUUAACUGUUUCUAAAGCCCCAAUAAAAGUUAAUAAACUAUAGAACAAACUGACCAAUUAUCAAUAGUGGCCUUACAAAUGUUGAUUGUUUGUGAAUAUGAGCAAUUAAUUCAUGUUUUGGGAUGAAUAUCUUUAUUUUUUCUUGUAUAUAACUUAUGCAAAUCAGUACCUUACAUAUUUAUAUGUAUUCAUAUUAAUAUUUAUUCAUCCAUCCUCAGAGGUGAAGAGACCAAAGCUGUCCUGCUGUUACUGAAAGUAUUUGAUCUGUGCUUUUGACAUUAUGUUAUGUAUGGUUUGUACAUUGUAUAUAGACAAAGAAAAUUAAAAUAAAUAUAUGUGUGUAUAUAAAGAGAUGAUUGAAAUUAAAAUGUUUUGCAGAAAGAGAA
Lytechinus pictus (painted urchin) is the source of this 4437-nucleotide messenger RNA. RefSeq names its product serine/threonine-protein phosphatase 6 regulatory ankyrin repeat subunit C-like. The transcript is spliced from 9 exons. Gene Ontology annotation, molecular function: protein binding. Bases 1044 to 2528 code for a protein of 494 amino acids. The record is from RefSeq and is a predicted model, not a curated record. Lineage: Eukaryota; Metazoa; Echinodermata; Echinoidea; Temnopleuroida; Toxopneustidae.